Molecule: messenger RNA, 1682 nt
Organism: Engraulis encrasicolus (European anchovy)
Lineage: Eukaryota; Metazoa; Chordata; Actinopteri; Clupeiformes; Engraulidae
Product: NACHT, LRR and PYD domains-containing protein 14-like
Exons: 6
Coding region: 89-910 (273 amino acids)
Biological process (GO): intracellular signal transduction
Molecular function (GO): protein binding
Source: RefSeq, a predicted model, not a curated record
GAAAAGUGAUGCGGCAGAAGAAGCUUGCUCGUAUCUGGGGUCAGUUCUUGGUAGACACCCCUUAUUCUCAACAGAGCUGGACCUGAACAUGUGGACAUCAGAUGACUUAGUAUUAAAAAAAAUCUGUGCUCUACUGCCAGACUCACACUGCAGAUUUAGGAAGCUCAAGCUCAACAACAUCUUACAUACAGUGGAGGGCUGUAAGGCUUUGGUUUCUGCCCUUACAUUAAACCUCUCAUAUCUGAUUGAGUUGGAUCUCAGUGGGAAUGAACUACGAGACUCAGGUGCUAAUCAGAUCUCUGCUAUGAUCAGGAAUCCAGAUUGCAAACUACAGAGCCUUAGACUUUGUAACACUGGAAUAAGAAAAGAAGGUUGUGCUGCCCUUACCUCAGCUUUGAAAUCAAACCCCUCUAAUGUAAUACAGCUGGAUCUCAGUAGGAACCAAGUAGGAGACUUAGGAAUGAAGCAGAUUUCAGCUCUACUCAUUAAUGCGGACUGCAAAUUACAGAGACUGCUACUUAGUAACAACAAGAUAACCGAAGAAGGCUGUGCUACUCUGACUUCAGCUUUGAUAUCAAACCCCUCACAUUUGAUACAGCUGAAUCUGUGUGAGAAUAAACUGGGAGACUCAGGAGUGAAACAGAUUUCGUCCUUUCUCAGUAAUCCAGACUGUAAACUACAGGAACUAGGGCUAAGCUCCUGUGGUAUAACGGGUGAGGGAUGCACUGCACUGGCUUUGGCUGUAUCCUCAAACCCCUCACACCUGACACAGCUCGACCUGAGACAGAACCCUCUAAAUUCCUCUGAGGUAAAGCUGAUCUCUUAUCUCCUGAAAGGCCCCAACUGCAAACUUCAGACACUAUGGUUGGACCCUGGAUCAAAAAGUAAAUUUGUGAAGAAGAAAAAAUAGAAGACUGCAUCAGAUGAACACAGCCGUGCGUACUGGAUUCUACCUGCACAGAACUGCUCAGGGGAGACCGUUACAAGUGAAUCUCCCUCCCCCCUAAUACCUCAGAAAGAUAUUGCUGAAUUAAUCCACAGCCCAGCUUUCAGCUCAUUUUGUUGGGUUCCGUCUGCCACACUACAAAUGUUUUAAGGGACAUGAGUUUCGGUUUGAGAUUACGUCCAGACCAAGCUGCAGUAAAUCAGCUUGGGCAUACCUAGUACAUGCCUAAAUGCAUUAUGUUGCCACCAUGAGAUUGCCAAUUUGACAGGUGUGCGGAAAAAUAAAGUGACCAGUGAUUCUAUCCUCUCAUGACUAUACUAUUACUAUUACCAGGUAUAUUAUUUGUAUAUAACUAAUAUUCUACAUGUGCACUGUCAUCAUCAGCCCAUGUAAAAAGUGCAUGUACAUACAUACAUGUACAUAUUCCAUAUAAUGUAUUGAUUUAUUUUGUCACAAUUUGUAUAUUUCAAUUUGAACUUACCAUUCUUCUGUUUCCUGUCCUUUGGACUCGUGGACAAGCCUGGACUGUUGGCUUGCAGCGUUGCACUUUUUGAUUGCAUUUCUCCUUUUUAUUAUUAUAAUUUCCGUUACGUUGAUGUCUGUCGAAUCUAUGUACAUAUGCUAAUCUGGGCCCAGGGGUAGAAAUGCUGGGAUGACAUACAGUAAUUUGUACAUUUCCUUUUGGGAACAAUACCUGUUAAACCUUUUGGAUGUGUAUUUUGUUGUGAUAAAUAAA